Molecule: messenger RNA, 4297 nt
Organism: Bicyclus anynana (squinting bush brown)
Lineage: Eukaryota; Metazoa; Arthropoda; Insecta; Lepidoptera; Nymphalidae
Exons: 13
Coding region: 323-2674 (783 amino acids)
Biological process (GO): rhabdomere development
Cellular component (GO): stereocilium tip; plasma membrane; stereocilia ankle link complex
Molecular function (GO): protein binding
Source: RefSeq, a predicted model, not a curated record
AUUUUACCAUUCGUGUCCGGCCGUGGUACUGAGUGCACGCACGUCGCGAGCUCCCCACUGUUAGCCCUGUUGGAGCUGUCCGUUCUUGUCGCCAUAACCCAACUGUGAAUCUGCUUUUAGAACCGCAACAUCAUCGUUUACAAUAACACUCAUAUUAUUUUACAUUGGAACAGUGAACUAGUGCCAACAACGAAUUAUAACAGGCCAGUGAAAUGAGACGCUGAUCAACAAUGUUCAGUUAUAUUUGUUCAAAACUUGGAGAAAUGUACCCGUGUUGAAAUUGCAACCGCUGUAUUGUGGACCAAAAGAGCGGCAGCCGGUCAUGUACGCCAUGUCAACGGCGUCGACCACGACGUCGGGGUCGCGCGCAGAGCUGACGGUGACCACGGCGUCGGCCGAGCGGCGCGUGCGCGUCGUGCGCCUGCUGCGGCCGCGCAAGGCCGCGCCGGCCUUCGGCUUCUCGCUGCGGGGCGGCCGGGAGUACGCCACGGGCUUCUUCAUCUCCAAGGUGGACCUCAAUUCUGAGGCACAUCUUCAAGGAUUGAAGGUGGGAGACCAAGUGGUGAGUGUGAACGGGUACCGGGUCGACGACGCCGUGCACGCGGAACUCGUCCAUUACAUCACCUCACAGUCUAGGCUCAAAAUUAAAGUCAGACAUGUGGGGAUGAUUCCUAUGAAAGAGAAAGAACACGAGCCCCUGUCGUGGCAGUUCGUGUCGGAGAGGACAUCGCUGGCUUCCGACGUGUCCUCCUCACCUACGCUGUGCCACAACACAGAGCAUCUGACGGACCUGCGUCUGUCCAUACUGGUGCCGCCGAGAGCUAAGCUCGGCUGUGGAAUCUGUAAAGGACCUGAUUGGAAGCCUGGAAUUUUCGUUCAGUUCGUGAGAGAAGGCGGCAUCGCUCGGGAAGCAGGUUUAAGGCCCGGCGACCAAAUUUUAUCCUGUAACGGCAGCGACUUUGCAAACAUAUCAUUUAAUGAGGCUAUAACAGUGAUGAAAGCCAGUGGGCGGCUCGAGCUCAUAGUCCGUGAGGGUGCCGGCACAGAGCUGGUGUCUCCAGAGAGUUCUGGCUACAAUAGCUCCGCGUCAUCAGCGGCUGGAGAGAGGAGUCCGGCGCCAGCUGCGCCUGUCAUCCCUCUCGCUCCCCCGGCAGCGCUGCGACGACGGCUGGCCAGCGUGGCGGAAGAAGCUGCGGAUAGAGCAGAUAGGUUAACUAUGAAUAGACUGAAAAGACGGACAUGGGAUAGUUUAGAAUUUGACUGGAAAAAGAAUGACAUUCAUAAUUUCGACGCACCGUCCGACAUAGAACCUGACUACGAUAGCCCUAGUAUACCAAAUAAUCCUCAUACAUACGAAAGUAAAUCUAACAUUAAAUGCAAAACAAAAUCAGAAAUGGAAACGACUAAAAUAUCGAGUCCACGAAAUAGAACUAUAAUAAAUUUAACAGAAGAUGGCGCCACGAUACAAUGCAGUUAUGAUAAUAAUAAUACUAGGAAAAAUAUGUAUGCGACAACCCAAACGAACAGAGAUAAUGAAAAGAAAACUAUAGUUGUAGAAGUUCAUCAUAUGAAUACGACAUCAUGUAGUAAAUCACAUUGUAAUUAUAACUCACCUCCAAAAAAAGAAGUUGAUGAUGAUUCUACAAGUAUAUCUAGCUCAGCUACAUUAUCAAGUGCCAUUGCCGAAGAAAUAGAAAGAAGAAAAUUGAAUAAGAAAUCUUUACCUGAAAAGGAAACCCGUCCAAUCCCAAUCAAGAAAUGCAACGUUUCUAAGGCGAUGGACAACGACCAAAAGAAGCAUCAUGACGCUUUGAUGGAUGAAUUUAAGAAGGUCCACAGAAAAAUGUUUGCCAAUCUAGAAUUAAUGAGCCGUGAGGUGAAUGACAAAGAAAAUCUGCCAGACAAUUUGGACCGUCAAUGUAGUGUACCGAUCAGAAAAUCUGACCAUGUUCAAACGGACUCCGUAAAUGUCAAGGAAUCGUUAGAAAAACCUACAAAAAAACCACCACCGCCGCCACCACCUCCCAUGCCAAUCUCUAAUGGCUAUAAAAAUGGUGACCACAAAAAAAUAGAAGACCAAAAUGGCUUGAAGUUAGAUGAUACCGAUAUAAAAAUACCAAAUUUGAGGAAAGUGGCAACACUUAACAGGAUACCUACCCCUGAUUAUAAUAACAAAACUGAUUUUACGCUCCAACUGAAAGGCAAGAAUUUGAAAGAAGAAAACGCUGAAGUGGAAUCUUUAGAAUCAUACAAGUUAAAAAAUCCACUAAACGUGACACCCAAACCACCUUCAAAUUACUUUAUUAAAGCUCCCAAUGGUUCUGCAACAAUGAAAAAACACGCCAGACCAGUUUCAGUUACAAUAGGCGAAUAUGUCAACAACGUAGGAAGGAAGGAGCCGUCCAAAUUAGAUUUCUUAAAUGGUGAUAAAUCAGAUCUCAGGUCACCCGAAGAUGAACCUAUCUCUAGUAGGUUACAAUCAGAGCUGGCUCUGACACUAUCUAGAUCAAAUCUACGUAAAAAGACUGAAGCAUUAGAUCAUGCUUCUAGUAAAAAGCCGCUUAUAAUAACGAUAAAUUCGAAAGACGAGAAUUUUUACGCUAGAUACGGCAAUAAUCUUUUACCGCUACCUCCUUCGAUAACAAUACCCAAAGUCGCCAAACCUAAACAUUGAAUUGUAACGCUGAUGGAGGUCGAUAGAAAAUGCUUGACCAUUUAAAUGAGAUAUUUGAUAUUAGGGAGGAACUAUCAGAUACCUAUUAACUCGAUGUAGAUAAGGAAGUCUAGAUAAAUCACCUUAUAUAAGUAGUCAAUGUGGAAUAUACCGUCCCCUAUCGGAGAAAGUAUGAAAUUUAACAAAUGUUAAAUUCGUAAGUUAAUAUUACUCGUGAUACAGCAAUUGAACUAUAGGUAAUAUACAUUACAUGCGUUAAAUUAAAUGUUAAGGAAUAUAAAUAAAAGUUUAACACAAACACAAUUCUCCAAAACUACUAAUUGUCACAAACUUGAAAACUUCGUUUAUUAAGAUCGAUCACUGUAUGGUAGGGUCGUGCACACCAUAGAAACGUAAAUUUGCUACCGUCCCUAAGUACUUAUUACUUUAGUUUAGUUCUUGUAUUUAGUAUUUUCAUUAUUUUUAUCAUCUCGCCAUCAAUCUUGUUAAAACUGUAAUCCGUUGAUUCUCCUGCACUCGAGUUUUAGCUCUUAUCAUUUAUUAUCAUCUGUCUGCCCCAAUAUACCUACCUACUGCCUAAACCUCUGUGCACGUCACUGCUGUAUAGCCGUAUGGGCCCAAUUUGUAUAUAAUGUCCUACCUUAUAAGACCUAUAUAUGAAAAGAAUUAGUUGGAAUCAUCAUAUUAUCAUAUCACGAUUCUGAGCCGAAUCCCUGCGACUCGCUUGAUGUCAUCAGUCCAUCUGGUGAAGGGUCGACAAACACUGCGCUUUCUAAUUAUUGCAGGUAGUAGUUAGAAUAUUGCUUAGAAAUCAGAAAUCUAGACAUUCCUGUUUGCGUGGACUGUAAGUGUUGAUAUAUAGUACUCGUAUGUAUGGUCAAAUGUGAUAUCGGAUUCAGUCGUGUUUAGUGUUCAAGUGUCACAGUAUAAAUAAACUUUUCAAAAUGUUAUUGAAAAAUAAGCCAAAUCUAUUAUUAUUUUGUAUUUGAACUGUUUAUUUUUCACCAUUAUAGGUACGUAUUUAUAGGAUUAUUGUGAUUCGUUUAAAAAUAGGUUCUAUUACAAUAUAAUUACAAAAUAUUAAAAAUUAUAAAGUAAUUGUGUGUUGCUAUUUAAUCAAGUGUAGUGUUUCUUAUGUACUUAUUCCAAUUUUAAUGUAGGUGGUAGGUAAAUCGGUACUUUUACUUAGGUGCUUAUAUUUGAUAACAUUAUAGUUAUUAGAAUGGGACGGAACUUUGUCAAAGUAAAAGUUAACUACGAAUGCUAAGUAGUUUACUUUGACAACAUUCCAUACCAUAACAGACGCCCGCAACUUUGUUUGAGUGAAAAACCCUUAUCCUUUAAAGUUGGUAAACUCCUUAUGAUUUUGAGGAAUAAACAGCCAUAUAUAAAAAUAAAUUUUACAAUCUGGUAGCUCCAGAGAUUAGCGCGUUUAAACAAACACUCAAACAAAACAUCUGUUAAAUAUUAUGUAAGUACCUAAGAGAGUACCUACUUUCAGAGUAAAAUGAAAAUUUUUGUCAAACAUUGUAUAGGAUAAAUCAAAAUAUAAAUUAUACUGAAACGUAGAAAAUUUUGUCAAACAUUGUAUAGGAUAAAUCAAAAUAAAAAUUAUGAACACUA